Molecule: messenger RNA, 1077 nt
Organism: Chiloscyllium plagiosum (whitespotted bambooshark)
Lineage: Eukaryota; Metazoa; Chordata; Chondrichthyes; Orectolobiformes; Hemiscylliidae
Product: histone H2B 7-like
Cellular component (GO): nucleosome
Molecular function (GO): structural constituent of chromatin; DNA binding; protein heterodimerization activity
Source: RefSeq, a predicted model, not a curated record
ACGGCUGUCUAUAUACAGCGGCGCGGCGGCGGUUCCGGGCACAAGUCGGGUGGGAGCGCCGCCGCGGGGACGAGCGAUGCCGGAGAGCGGGGCCAAGGUGAUCGCCAAGAAGGGCGCCAAGAAGGCGGCGUCCAAGUCGCACCACAAGGGCGACAAGCGCCGAAAGAAGGCGCGGCGGGAGAGCUACGGUAUCUACGUGUACAAGGUGCUGAAGCAGGUGCACCCGGACACCGGCAUCUCCUCCAAAGCCAUGAGCAUCAUGAACUCGUUCGUCAACGACGUCUUCGACCGCAUCGCCUGCGAGGCGUCCCGCCUGGCGCACUACAGCCGGCGGCACACCAUGUCCUCCCGGGAGAUCCAGACCGCCGUCCGCCUGCUGGUGCCCGGCGAGCUGGCCAAGCACGCCGUCUCCGAGGGCACCAAGGCGGUCACCAAGUACACCAGCUCCAAGUGAGAGGGAGGGAGGAGGUGCUCCUGUCGUCAACCAAACGGCUCUUUUCAGAGCCAACUGUCAAUCACUCUGUUCAGGAGAGCUCUUGGCCAAUGCGACUAAUGCUCCACCCAAUCUCCAUUACUUCCCAUAUGGUGGCUUACAUGGGUUCAAGGGGGCAACUUCUGCCUGAUACAUUUCCCCCGUUUAGCUACUGCCCUGAAGUUUAGAACCACCUGUUAAGAUAUUGUAGACCUCUCUGCAGGAUCAGAUGGUGGUCUGUCAGGGGUGUUGUUAGGGCAGAUUACCUGCCCCUCUUCCACAGUUAUGUCAGAGCUUAGGUGUCCCUGGAGAAGGAGACCCUUAAAAUUUUUGUGCAGAGGUGGGCAGUGCAAGGGAGUGUUUUAUUUUUCCCUCCAACACUUAUUUUGAUUUAAUCCCUGCUCUCGCCUUCUCCUUUUGAUCACGCAACGUUACCCUGACUGGAGAAGAACACUGCUUGGCACUGGCCACUCGGGUGUUUCCUUUCUUCCUGCCGAUGGAACGUAAAAUAAAUAUUUAAACACUUGUUGUUUUUCACUGUGUCUGACAGCUGCGUCUGCGCUCUCACCCUAUUGCUAUUAGGUGGUCGGGGAGGGGGGGGAAGC